AUGGAAGUCAAAGAGUUGUGUCUACUACAGUUAUUAAUAAGUGAAGGAUUGUUAAGGAAAGUAUUGACUUAUCUACCUUUAGAUGAUCUUUCUAGCUUUACACAAGCGUAUCCUUUCAUCUCACAAGACACUUUCAUUAAAAAACUUGUAGAGAAAAUAGUACAUGUGACGGGGUCCAUCGAGUUAUUUGGGUCAUUAAAGAAUAGAAGUUGGCGAAGUAUUCUCACACAUAUAUCGAAGAAUUACAAAAAACAAGACUUCUUCUUACCACGAACAGCGAACUCGUUUGGGCUUGGGUAUUCCAAUUCACUCUUUAUCAACCAAAACACAAAUCGAAACACACGACUUGUGGCAAAGUCUAUAUAUCCAUUUGAGGCGGCAGAUCGAAUGGUGUGCUAUUGUAAGUCACAUGGAAAAUACGCCAUUCUCCGCACCCCACUCUUUUACUUCGAAGUUGAAAUAUUACCGAACGCGUCUUCCCAUGUCAUUGACGAGAUGAUAAUUUCAAUAGGAUUUGUAAGUAGCAAGGAUUAUAAUGAGAAGCGCCAUGUUGGGUGGGAAGGAAAUUCGAUAGGGUUUCACUCGGACGAUGGUCGUGUUUUUAAGAACUCUGGCAUGGGUGAAGAGUUUGAUAGGCCGUACACCAGUGGUGAUGUCAUUGGCGCUGCUUUUGAUGUUGUGAAGAGAGCAGCUUUCUUCACACGGAAUGGGAAAAUAGUUCUGAAUAGGAUGUUUUACAAUUUAGGGUUCGAACAGGCGUAUCCUGCAAUAGGAUUUUCGACGUGUUAUUCAGCACGAGUUAAUUUCGGUGAGAAGCCGUUUCUAUUUGACGUGUUUGGGUAUAUCGAGAAUACGAAAUGA
Molecule: messenger RNA, 861 nt
Organism: Entamoeba invadens IP1
Lineage: Eukaryota; Evosea; Mastigamoebida; Endamoebidae
Exons: 3
Coding region: 1-861 (286 amino acids)
Molecular function (GO): protein binding
Source: RefSeq, a predicted model, not a curated record